AUGUCAGCAACAUCAUCGGCCCUCGGCGCAGUCUUGGGUUACCUAGGCGCCGAAGUCGCGGGCAUAAGCCUCUUCGAACGCCUCUUAUGGCCGGAACGCUUCUACAACGCCGUUGACGCCAUCGCGCUCAUCCGCCUGGCCCUCUUCAUGCCCAUGGGCGGGCCCCUCCACCGCGCAGCCCUCGAGACGCUGGAUAAGUUCCGCGAUCACGGCCUGUACAAGGGUCGCCGGCGGGGCGACAUGCUCGGUACCACCUUCUUCUCCGACAAAGCCAGCGUCCAUUACCUCCACAAGACGGCAACCACCCCCGAAGGCCGGAAGCUACCACGGGCCGUGCGGAAUGGCUUCUGGAUUGAGGUUUUGAAGCAUGUUGACGAUCGCAUCGGUCUGGGCGGGUCUUGGACCGGGGCCGGUCCGGCGCCGGUGCCGGAUACUGUACGACUGAAGAAGGGAGGUGAGGCACCGGCAGACACGAUCAGGACUACAAGGCGGAUAUACCGUCUUGAUCUGGAAUUCCAAUCCAGUCAAGGAAGCGAAGCGUCUCCACAACUGAAGGCAUUUAACGAAAACUUCGGGUUGAGAACAUUGCUAGGUAUUGUUGUGUCGGAGCUAUCCUCAAUCCUCCUUGCAGUCGCUGCAGGAAUCUGGUCAACCCAAAGUAGAGACGGACAAGACGCCCCAGCAAAAUGGUUCAUCGGCUUCCUUUGCAUCCCUCUCUUCCUGAAGCUUUUUGCCGCGGUGGCGCGCGUUCGUCGAGAGAGCGUGAUACACGACGAAGGCUCACCCGAAUCGUCGACCCUAAACGUAACAGCUCCAUCUUCACCAGCAGCCGAAGCUCCAAUCACUAAGAAGGACCCAACACCCGCCUCCCCAGAUCACCACCAGGAAACAGAAAUCUUCGAGGUCGAGGUCCCCUCCAUCGGCUUCCUCCUCAUCUCUACCCCCUCCCCAGCCUCCCAAGCAAGCUUCCAGUUCUUCCGCCACUACGGCCACCCAAUCCGCGACAGCGCCCUCGACCGCGCAAGGGAGGUAGCCAGCAUAGUGACGGUGUACGCCUUUGUCCUCUUUUUCCCCGCGGGACUGCUACUGCUGCCGUGGAUGAACGAGUCUAUGCAGUACCUCUGGCUGGGUCAGCAGCUGUGGAGCGUCUUGGUCAUGCAUCUUGUGCGUCUUUUCGGGUGGGAGGGCACUUCGCGGACGGAGGAGACGGUGGCGGCUGCGCUCGUGAAGGACUUCAGGGUUGUAUUGGCUGGCCAGAAGGCGUGUGUUGAGGCUACGCUGCGGAUGGAGGAGGUUACGUCGGUUAGGGAGGGUAGGAAGAGGGUGCAAGAGAUGCUAAAAGGACUUUAA
Molecule: messenger RNA, 1350 nt
Organism: Colletotrichum abscissum
Lineage: Eukaryota; Fungi; Ascomycota; Sordariomycetes; Glomerellales; Glomerellaceae
Exons: 1
Coding region: 1-1350 (449 amino acids)
Source: RefSeq, a predicted model, not a curated record